GGAGGGGUCCGUCAUUUUAAAGAAGUAAGAAGUUCCUGGUUUGCCAGAUAAUAAACCACCAGAUCCUCAAAAUGAAAAUCCAGUGCACUUUUAUUUGCUUCUUCUUCCUCCUCCCUCUGCAGUACGCUCUUCUCAAUGGCCAAAUCAUCGUCUACACGGGAACGGAGGGAGGGAAUGUCACAGUUACAUGCACCUUUUCUUUUCAUGGGAGCAAGAUGUUGUUCUGCAAGGAAGAGUGUAAAGAAGAGGACGUUCUCAUUGAAACAAAUAUUGUCAGAGCUCAGAGAGGCAGAUACAGCAUGGCAUAUGAAAAAGAUGACAGAAGAGGAUUAGUUUCAGUGACCGUCACACAUCUGACCAAGUCUGACUAUGGGCUGUACCGGUGUGGUUUGUAUGGUUUACAUCGAUAUACAUACAAGUAUAUCGAAAUUAUGGUAAUAGAUGCACUUCUGGAUGGAAAGACUUUUGAAGAAAAAACUCUGCGUACAAGAACUGGAGGAAGUAUUGUAGUUCAGUGCACCUUUGCUCAUGAUGAAAACAGGAAGUACUUCUGCAAGGACGAAUGUGGAGAAGACGACGUUCUUGUCCAGACAACUGGUGACAAAAAGCAGAAAGGCAGAUACAGCAUUGAAUAUGUGCCAGGACCUCCUCCUAUAGGAUCUCUGUAUGUGAGCAUCACACAGCUCACCGAGUCUGACUCGGGCAGGUACAGGUGUGCUCUGGACAGGCCUUUCUUAGUGGAUCCCUACCAGGAGUUUACCGUCGUUGUCACAGGUGAUCCAAUUACUCCAAAACCAGACUUGACCGUACCAGAUUUGUCUUUUCCGGUCCCUUCAGUCUCCACGCCGACAACGCAGAGUGUGAGCUCCGAGUCCGACCAACAGCAGACUGCACCAGCCGCAGGUGUUUGGCUGUAUGUGGGUCUGACUCUGGCUGUGAUGGUCAUCCUGUUAUCACUGGCUGUGCUGAUAUACUGCAGGAAGAGGUCUGCGAAACCCAAGGACCCUCCUGUGGAAACAUUGUACGCCCCUGUGUCACAGGACACCCAAGUGUACGAGAACAUCAGAGUGGACAGACAGAGCAGGUCGCCUCCCGUGGAAAUCUCCCACGCCAAAUACGACAGAACACAGGAAGCUGAGACCGACAUCGACUCAGACUCCGUCACUUCUUCUCAGAAUACAGUGGAACACGACUCCAGCCAACUCACCUACUCUGAGGUGAACUUUUCCAGCCGGCCUGUCGGCUGGUACAGCAGGUCGGUCGGUGGACAGGACGAUAAUGUUGUGUACUCUGUGCCUCGAACUUGAUCCGCCCCAAGAUGAUCCACCUGAACGUGAUCUGCCCCAAGGUGAUCUGCUGAGGGUGGAUGGGGUCUGAGGGCUGAUGUUUAAGUUUCUUUCUAAAGUAAAUUUUUUUUCUAAAUUAUUGAAGUAUUAUUAUCACUGUAAGUUAUUCUACUAUACUAUACUACAUACUUGAUGCUUUAGUUAAUAUCAUCAUUGCAUUACAACAUCAAAAGUAUGUAAGUAAAUCAGCAAAUAUAUACUUUAUAUAAUAUAUUAAAAUAUACUUUAGCCACUAAAAAUAAGUGCCUGAUAUGAUUUCAUACUUGUAUUACUCAAACAAGUGUGCAAAAGCAGGAUUUUACUGCUGCAGUCAGCUGGAGCUGCCUAAGGAUUAAUCAGUCAUCAUCUCACAGCCUGUGAAGCCAAGCAAGACAGCAGCUCAGGUAAGGCCGGACGUCAACCAAGAGUCCGAGAGGCGCCAGAGUGGCGGGUGAGGCGUUGUGGUCGGAGACCAGUGGUGAUGCAGUGAGGCAAAUGAACUGGUAGUCCACAGAGCAGAGUGGUAGGGAAUCCAGAAGACAACAGGAUCUGAGCUCGAAGAGGACCACAAACAUGACUGAACGAUCUGAAAAAGGUUUAGAGAACAAAUCAGCGUCUUCAAGCUGCUGGUUUGGGGUGGAGCUGAGUAGAGAAGAUGGAUGACUGGUGCGCCGGUGGGAUGGCGGGAAGAAGAGAACGGUCACCUCGGCCAACUGUAGACAAAUGCCAAACAGAAAGGACAGACCAACAGGAGUGGACCACAACAGAGUACUGACAAGUAGGAGUACCUCAGAUCUGUACUCCAGUUCGAUGCUUAGUCAUGUUGCACCACAAGCAUAAAACCAUUUACAAAGAAUGCAUAGUGUGUCGGGGUGAGAAGGCACUACAUGUAUUUGUAAAGCAGUAACAGACAGUAGAGGCCAACAGACCAACGGUCUGUUCUCUCCUUACACGUAUCUGUCCAAUGGGAAAUUCCACAUCGUCUGUGCUCGUCAGUGUGUUGUCACGUCUCGUGUGUCCGUCCGCUGCAUGGGGUAAGAGGAAACAAUGAUGACUAAGAUGAGACGUUGACAAGCUAAAAACAGAUCUCUGAUGACAAAAUGUACGAAACAGAAGUGAAGCAAGUGAAGAAUGCAGGAUGUUUUCCAGCUGUGCGGCGAGUUUGUCACUGAGGUUACAGCAAUCGUGUUGCUUCAACACCAGAAGGUUUGGGUCGUAACAUAAGUGAGCUGUGGACACACGUCAUU
This is a messenger RNA of Scatophagus argus, 2572 nucleotides long. RefSeq names its product CMRF35-like molecule 8. Gene Ontology annotation, molecular function: transmembrane signaling receptor activity. The transcript is spliced from 8 exons. The record is from RefSeq and is a predicted model, not a curated record. NCBI's taxonomy places the organism in Eukaryota, Metazoa, Chordata, Actinopteri, Scatophagidae. Gene Ontology annotation, cellular component: plasma membrane. The coding region runs from base 72 to 1307 and encodes 411 amino acids.